AUGCCUUUCAACUCUUGCGGCUUCCUUGCCGCCACUCUAACUCCUGGUCCUAGGACCGCCCAUUGCCUCAUCCAUGGCUGCGAUGGAAUCUCAGUCCUCGGUGCAAGCACGCAGACCCCAUCCUGGAACCCUCUUGAGAGCAUUGACCUCUCCAGCCUCGUCACCUUCGCCGAGCCUAACGCCUCAGUAGAGGAGUACCUCAUCAAGCUAUAUAACACGCCCAUCCUCAGCGGCGAUGGCACCUCACCUCUAUGGCGCGCCCUGGUCAUCCCAUUGCCGCCUGUUGCCAUGAAUGGCACCCCAGAGGCUCCAGCCCCGUUCCGCCUAACCAUCGGUGACGGGCUCAGCGGCGCUGCGGUAUUACAGACUUGCAUCCAGCACGCUCUUCUUGCCGCCCUGCACGAGCCGUCGAGUAAUCAACCAACCACGGUUCAGCCGUCGAGCGCUGACCUGCCGCCCGCCUUCGAGACCACCGUCCCGCUCAGCAUCACCGGCAGAGGUUUUCUGCGCACGCUUUACGAGACUGUUUUCCUGAACAGGGAUGUCUGGUCGGGUGCGCUUAUUACCAACUCUCAGCCAGUUGUGAUGAAGCUGCGACAGUUCAGUCUGUCAGUGUCGCAGGCGGCAGUGCUAGCAGCGAGAUGUAGGCAUCACGAGACAAGCGUGACAGCGCUCCUCAUGGUUGUUAUUGCGGAGGUGGUGGUGGGGAAGACGAAGGGUGUGAAGGGGAUCGACGGAAAUGCGGCGAUUAGCCUGCAGAAGUUCGCGGAUGGAUUUGCUAUCAAACUCAAGAGCAAACUUGGAAAUCUCCUCCUCAAACCUACAAGUCACUAUACAUAUUUUGGCUUAUCACACCAACAACAAGAGCAAUACUACUCAACGAUUGCUACAACCAUCUAUGAUUCAUUACACGUCAUCGCUCCUUAG
Molecule: messenger RNA, 927 nt
Organism: Pseudogymnoascus destructans
Lineage: Eukaryota; Fungi; Ascomycota; Leotiomycetes; Thelebolales; Thelebolaceae
Exons: 3
Coding region: 1-927 (308 amino acids)
Molecular function (GO): N-acetyltransferase activity
Source: RefSeq, a predicted model, not a curated record